UUACCAAUUUUUUGGGUUCGUAACGAAUCAACUAUCUCUUUAAAUGAAAACACAUAAAUAUACUUUUAAAAUGAUAUUGUAUUUCUAAUAUGCCCCAUCACGUAAAAGUUUAUUAAACUUAAAAAAUGGUGUCCAUACCCACUUAUCUUAUAUGCGGAAAUUUUAAUUCUUUGUUAGAAUAAUUAGGCCAGAAUUCUAGAUCAUAUAAACUAGUUAACGGGGUGAAAGACAUAUGAAUAAUUUUAAUAUCAUUCAUUUUUUCCCAAUAAACUGAAGAAGUAGGUCAAAAUUCAUGAUUAUGUUGGUAUCUCUGACCUAAGAAACUAUGACUGAGAAGUAAAUACAUAAUCUUUUCCGGUAAAGUAAGGUUUCCACUCAUAAUGAUGAAGUACCUUAUUUGCUUAAAAUAGAUUUUCCAUAGCCCAUAGGUACCUGGCUCUGACUUUAGUAUUAAAUUAUUACACAAGUCUACAUAGUACUACUACAUACUAUGGGAAAGUUGAAUGGUAAGAGACGAUUGCAUCAGGUGAGUGUGAUGACUUUAAUAAGUGACAUGGAUUCGUGGCUCUCCAUUAAGUGACUUUCACAAUUUAAAAUCAGUGGGUUUUAUUUUUCUUUCUCCCACCAGGAUAUUAAAGUUCUUUUUCUUGCAAGAGGGAUCCAAUUUUCUCUUUUCUUUUUUUGGGAUAAAGUUCUGCCAUACUAAAGUCUAAACUGUAUCAUUUCUUUGUUUUUAAAAAGCCAUUUUUUUAUAAACUUCCAAACGUUUGAUGUGUUGUGAGCCUUAGGGACUUAGGGUUGUGAUGUAUGAGCUCCUAAUUGACCACUACUAUACCUUGGAAUAUCGAAAGAAAAUACUAGAUCGCUUUCACACUUUUUUGACUUCACUUUUAUUUAAUAUAGUUCAUUUUAAUUAAAUUGUCCAUGAAGACUCAAAUGCUAAAAAUUAAUCGUCAUUUCUUUAAUUUUUCAAUUACGAUUUAAAGUGUAUUUUUAAUUUAGAGGGGUCAAAUGGGAAAGAAGAAGAAGAAACUUGUUUAUUGUGUAACUAAAAAAAUUAAUUACCAGGAAUCAUAGUUUUUCUUGUAGUGAAUGCAUUUGACCAAUACGACGAUGAAUUGGAUUACUCAUAUCAAGCAACACCUGGAGAAUGGUUGACUUUCGAAGGAGAUGAUCUGGAGGUAAAGAAGCUCAAGUGAAUAUCUGCCUAGUUUUGCUUGAUGAAUGGACAUAUAUAUAAGAAGAGACUUUCAAUCCUCAUGCUCAAAGCUAAGACCAUCAGACACCUUGCGUCCUAGCCGAGGUUCACAACAGUUGUGGCCAGCAUCUCAAACCUAGUAAGGGAAAAAAAAAAUAAGGAAUUGCGAAAAAACGGUAAAAGGGGAGGCAAUACGAGGACUUCUCAAGAGGUUUUAACUACUUCACCAGGUGAAUACGUAGAGCCACUUACAACCAUCACUUUGGCUUGUGAACAUAAGUUCUUUUACGAGAACACCAUUACUCGCUUUGGAAUUCGUCAUUUUCUGGUCAUAGAAAAUGGAAUCCAAUUCAUUUACAAGGGUUUCCAAGAGUUAUAAAGGGUCUCUAUAUCAAGCAACACUUUUCCAACCGUCAAGCAUCCACAAUCUAAUAGGAAAGUUGAGGCAGCCAAUAAGGUAAUACUUAAUGGUGAGUCCGCAAAUGCACGAUAUACAUUGUAGUAAUAAAAUAUCGAUCCCACGAGGACGGGCUAAAUAGUAGUGCUUUUAACAUGAUAUCCCCUUCUAGAAUCAAGUAUUUGAUUUUGAGUUUGACCUCUAUUUUGUUAGAGAAAAUGGCAAUGACCACUCAAAAAGUUUGAGAUAACGUUUUAAACUUGUCUCAUAAUUAAUUUCAAUAUGUUCAUAUAGUUUUUUUUUGACAAUAAUAUGUUCAUAUUGUCAUUAAUCAUCUAUACAUAUUAAAAAGGUAUAAUUAAUUGUUCUGGUAUAUUGGUUAAAUGUCCAGCAACUACAGCUGUGGGAUAAAAACCAUAAAAUCCAUUAACUAAUAAACUAAUAACCGUGAAAUUCCAGAAAUUAUGAAACAAGCAUUUUACCUAUCUUUAGCCUAGUUUUCAACUGAAGCAAACCAAUUGAUUAAUCUCUUCAGAAACAAGAAGAAGAGAAAAACUGAUCAAACUGUAACACCUAACCAAAAGUCAAUACGAUGAAGAUUGUUUAUAAUAAAAACAGCCAUGUAAUUUUCAAACCUCCAUAGAAAAGAUCAGCCACCAAACCCUAACGUGCAUCCCACAAUUUCAUUUUCUUCGUACAAAUUCACACCCUGUAUAAUAACUUCCUAGAAAACCCAACAACCCACACGUUCAUUCAUGACAUGACCUUAAUUUGUUUCAAAUCAAACUUGAACCACAUUUUUCUUCUCUUCCUCAUCACCUCAUUCCCCUCCUGAUCAACACCAAUGGCACCACCGUCACCAUUGCCAUUGCCACCACAUCCACGGCCGGCAUCCAAAGAACCCUCACCUGGCUCGACUCCUUCCAAGUCACCACUACCUCUCCGCAGGCCGAUCUCCCUUCAACCGGCAAACAGCAAGAGCAGCAAACACGGAUCUAGCAAAUUCUACCGGAAAUUCCGGUCGGUGUUCCGGUCAUUUCCCAUCAUCGUGCCGUCAUGUAAAAUGCCUACAGUCAGCCAUAGCCGAAGCAGUGAGACAUUCAUACAUGGCGGCACAAGGAUAACCGGAACCCUGUUCGGUUACAGGAAAGCGAGGGUGAAUCUUGCUUUCCAAGAAAGCUCAAAUUGCCACCCCUUUCUGCUCUUGGAGCUGGCCAUCCCCACGGGGAAGCUGCUCCAGGAGAUGGGGAUGGGGCUGAACAGAAUAGCCUUGGAAUGCGAGAAGCCCCCCAACAACGAGAAGACAAGGAUCAUGGACGAGCCCAUAUGGUCGUUGUUUUGCAAUGGGAAGAAAACAGGCUACGGGGUGAAGAGGGAGCCGACGGACGAGGACUUGAACGUGAUGCAGUUGCUGCACUCGGUGACCGUGGCGGUUGGCGUGCUUCCAAACGAGAUGUCAGACCCACACGAUGGCGAGUUAUCGUACAUGAGGGCGGAUUUUGAACGUGUCAUUGGGUCCAAGGACUCGGAGACUUAUUACAUGAUGAUGCCUGAUGGGAAUUCCAACGGGCCUGAGCUAAGCGUGUUCUUCGUUAGGGUUUGAAUUGAUUGAAACAAGUGAGAAAAAGGGGCAAGAAUUAAUGUUUAAUCAUCUUUUUGCACCACGAUAUAUGAAUGUUUGCAUGCAUGUUCUUAAUUAGAACAGUAUAUAUUCAUAUAUAUGAUGGGCAAGAUGAAAAAAUAUCUUGUCUUUUCUUGUAUAGUUCUUCGUUUUCUCUAAUAAAAGUAUACCGCUUAUGUUCUAAAAACUAACAUUUCUCUAAUUAAUUAUUUGGAACUUUUCUAUUGAAGUGCUAUAUAUACUUUUCUUAGAGUGAAAAAAAGGAGAGAAGGCAACAUGUGAUUGCAGGAUAGACGUAUAUUACUAGUUAAGCUAAGUAAGAAAUAGUGAAAUGAAGUUUGUUUCAUGGAGAUUGGAGAGGGUGAUCAGGGGACGGAUGAUGAUGAUGUAGAUUAAUUUCUUUGUAUCCAUGUAAGUCUAUUUAUUGUGAAAUUUGUUCCCUAUUGGAAAAUGUUUGAUUCACAUCAUUUGAAGAGUUCACCUUCACUAUUAAAAAAGGACAAUUUUGGCUCGGAUAUAACACCAUAACUAAUACUUGCGAAUUUUCCUGCGCUUUUUUACUGUAAACGUAAAUAGAGAGUAAAAGGGUUGCUGUCAUGACAGCAGAAAUAGCCAAAUAGGCCUAAUCUAUUAUUAAC
Messenger RNA from Lotus japonicus, 3854 nucleotides. Its product is annotated as protein MIZU-KUSSEI 1. The coding region runs from base 2440 to 3198 and encodes 252 amino acids. The transcript has a single exon. Gene Ontology annotation, biological process: hydrotropism. Lineage: Eukaryota; Viridiplantae; Streptophyta; Magnoliopsida; Fabales; Fabaceae. The record is from RefSeq and is a predicted model, not a curated record.